Molecule: messenger RNA, 807 nt
Organism: Talaromyces amestolkiae
Lineage: Eukaryota; Fungi; Ascomycota; Eurotiomycetes; Eurotiales; Trichocomaceae
Exons: 1
Coding region: 1-807 (268 amino acids)
Source: RefSeq, a predicted model, not a curated record
AUGGAUACCGAACCCUUCGCAGAUGCAGGUGCGAAUGCGAAACAGAGACUCCCGAUAAAGACAUACCACUGCCGCUUCUGCUCCCAUUUAUUGCUUGCAUCGACGCGCGAGCUUUUAUCCUCGACUACACCGCUGCCUAGACGGCGAAUGGCCUCUAUGAUAGAGGGAGGAGCGGAUAUUGGGGAGGGGGCGGCGGGGGGGUUAGAUGGAGCGCUUAUACUUGAGUUACCUCCCUCCUCUAGGAAAUCGGAUAGAAAUUUGAGGGGGGAUUCGAGGCGGGAGGCGUCGUAUGAGGAGAAUCAGAGUGAGGAGCGCGAUACGAUUACACAGACAGACACAAAAACAGCAACUAGUGGAGGAGAGGCGGUGGUACCUCCCACCACCACAGACGAAAGAAAAAGGACAGAACAAGCGCACUACACAAUCCCGCUGUCGACACUCCUGCCAGAUCCGACGCCAGUCAUAAUCCGGCGCGAAGAUGGGUUUGAGAAGCGCUUGUUGCUGAGGUGUGGGCGGUGCAGGGUCGUUGUUGGGUAUAGACUCUUUAACUCUGCAGGUGGUUCUACUACCGAUCAAGACCUUGACGUCGACGAAGAGGAUGAAGAAGAAGAAGGGGAGGAUGGUGAUGCAAUCAGAUUCAGACAAGCAAAGCAGGACGGAGCGAUUUAUCUACUUCCAGGCUCGAUAGUGGGGACUGAAGAUUUGGAUGUUGGAACAGACACAGAAGGAGGUGGACCAAAUGCGAUGAUUGAGCGGAAUGCGGUAUUGAGGGGGAUGGAGGCAGAGUGGAUGGCAUGGAUUAAAUAG